Messenger RNA from Strongylocentrotus purpuratus (purple sea urchin), 3144 nucleotides. RefSeq lists its product as uncharacterized. The record is from RefSeq and is a predicted model, not a curated record. The coding region runs from base 1 to 3144 and encodes 1047 amino acids. Gene Ontology annotation, biological process: DNA integration. The transcript has a single exon. Gene Ontology annotation, molecular function: nucleic acid binding. NCBI's taxonomy places the organism in Eukaryota, Metazoa, Echinodermata, Echinoidea, Camarodonta, Strongylocentrotidae.
AUGAGUAAAGUUAUCAACGAGAUGCAAAAUCUCGAGGUCGAAGAUGAGUUCAUGGUUGAUGUUGUAGAAACAUUAGAGUCUCGUGAUGAGUGGAAGGUCAAGCUAGUUGUCAAUAGUAGGCCGGUUAUUUUCAAGUUAGAUACUGGUGCUCAGACAAACCUCCUUCCAGAAUCAGUGUAUCAGAGUUUGAUUCCCAGGCCAAAGCUGCAUCCAGCUAGAGUGAGAUUGACAGGCUACAGUGGAGUAGUAAUUCCAGUAAAGGGUCGUUGUUAUGUACAAGUGGAGUACAAAGGUUUAACUCACAAUAUGGCUGUUCUAGUAACUCCUGGUGAUCGUCAACCAUUGUUAGGCUUACAAGCAUGUGAGCAAUUGAAGCUUGUAAAGAGAGUCUUGAAUGUCAAAACAGAAUCAAAGAAUGUAAUAGUAGAUGACUAUGAAGACGUGUUUGAAGGGUUAGGAUGUGUUCCUGGAAAGCAUCAUAUCACGCUAAAAGAAAAUGCUCAACCUGUACAACAUGCAUGUCGAAAAAUUCCAUUUCCACUGCGAAAUCAGCUCAAGGAUGAGCUAGAUAAAAUGGAACGACUUAAAGUUAUCACACCAGUGGAUGAACCAAGUGAUUGGGUGUCGUCGCUCGUGGUGGUGAUGAAGAAAAACAAUCAGCUUCGAGUAUGUCUCGAUCCAAGAGAUCUAAAUAGGUCCAUAAAAAGAGAGCACUACCAGCUACCAUCAAGAGAGGAAAUAACAGCACAGUUUGCAGGAGCUAAGUACUUCAGCAAAUUAGAUGCGUCCUCAGGUUUCUGGCAGAUAGAGUUAGAUGAGGAAAGCUCAAGGCUAUGUACUUUCAUAACGCCAUUUGGGAGAUACAGAUUUCUCAGGUUACCAUUUGGGGUCUGCAGUGCGCCAGAAGUGUUCCACAAGGUUGUGCAUAAUUUGUUCGCACACAUACCUGGUGUCAACACAAUGAUGGAUGACAUAGUAGUAUGGGGGUCAACCCAACAGGAACAUGACACCAGACUGAAACAGGUCCUUGACAUAGCUCAGAAAGCAAAUCUGAAACUCAACAGAGACAAAUGUGAGUUCAAUGUGAGCCAAAUGACAUUCAUUGGCGAUGUGAUCAGUGAACAAGGUGUUCAACCAGAUCCAAAGAAGGUUGCAGCCAUAUUGAACAUGGAAAGACCACAGAACAAGCAAGAUGUUCAAAGGUUCUUAGGUAUGGUUAACUACCAAGGAAAGUUCAUACCAGAUUUAUCCACAAAGUCAGCCCCGCUGAGAAGUCUUCUUGAGAAAAGAAAUGAGUGGAUGUGGCAAGAUGCACAAGAAAAAGCUUGGUGUCAACUCAAGGAAGCUCUGACACAAGAACCAGUGCUCCAUUUCUAUGACAGCACAAAGCCGACGAAGCUAUCAGCUGAUGCAUCCAAGAAUGGACUAGGUGCAGUGCUACUGCAACAACAUGACCAGAAUUGGUUCCCCAUUGCUUAUGCAUCGAGAGCAAUGACUGAUGCAGAAACUCGCUACGCGCAGAUAGAAAAAGAACUGCUAGCGAUGACGUCUGCAUGUGAAAGAUUUCACCAAUACAUACAUGGACGACAGGUAGAAGUCGAAACAGAUCAUAAACCUCUUGUACCAUUGUUCAAAAAAUCACUCUGUGAUUGUCCUCUUCGCAUUCAACGCCUACUAAUCCGAGUGCAGAGAUACGAUUUGAAAGUAUCCUACACACCAGGAAAAUACAUGUACACCGCAGAUGCAUUGUCUAGAGCGGUAGAUCCACAGGCAGACAUGCAGGUCGAAAGAGAAGAAGACAUCAGAAUCUAUGUAGACACAAUAAUGGAGACAUUACCAGUCACAUCAAACAGAAAAAGUCAGUUUGUAGAUGAAACACAGAAAGACAAAACACUACAAGAAUUGAUAGGCAUCAUCAAAGAUGGAUGGCCUGAAACAAAACAACAAUGUCCAGUAGCAAUUAGAGCAUACUGGAACAUUAGAAAUGAGCUGUCAGAAGCCGAAGGCUUAAUCAUGAAAGGCAGCAGGAUCGUUGUACCAAGCACAAUGAAAAAACAGAUGUUGGAUAAGAUCCAUGAAGGACAUUUGGGCAUAGAAAAAUGCAAGAGACGUGCAAGAGAAGUCUUGUAUUGGCCCAGAAUAAAUCAAGACAUAACAGAAAUGGUACAAAAUUGUAACUCAUGCUUGAUGUAUAAACCAAAACAACAGACAGAAAGUCUGAAACCACACACGGUACCAAACAGACCGUGGGAAAAGAUCGCUGCAGACUUGUUCACACUGAAUAACAAAGAUUACAUGGUAAUAGUAGAUUACUAUUCACAAUUCAUUGAAGUCUGUCCACUGUCAACAACAACAAGUAAAACAGUGAUAACAAAAAUGAAAGAAGUCUUUUCAAGACAAGGCACACCAAGUGAACUCGUGACGGAUAAUGGUCCGCAAUUAGCUAGUAAAGAGUUCAAAAACUUUGCACAAGAUUGGGACUUCUGCCACACAACAACAAGUCCGUAUCAUCCUCAGUCGAACGGACUAGCAGAGAAUGCAGUGAAAAUUGUGAAGAAUCUCAUCCGCAAAUGCCAAGACAGUAGACAAGAUGUCUACAGGGCACUACAAGUCUACAGAAGCUCACCACUAGAAUGUGGAAAAUCGCCAGCUGAACUCCUGUACAACAGGCGAUUGAGAUCAAACCUGCCCAUGGUGGACAAACUUCUUGAUCCACAACACAUCAAUCCUCAACAGGUGAGGGAAAGGAAGGAAGGGCAGAAGGUAAAGCAGAAAGAGCGAUAUGAUAAACAUGCUCGAGACCUACCAGAACUAAACAUAGGUCAGACUGUAAGACUUCAAAACAUGCACAACAAUCGAUGGUCACAAAGUGGCAUCGUCAAAGUCAAACUGCCAAACAGAUCAUAUUUGGUAGAGACAGAGUAUGGAGAGAUUAGACGAAGAAACCGACGUCAUCUCAGACCGGCACCCACACGAAGGGAUGAUCGGUUCCAACAGACAACACAGACGGACAGCGAUCCAGAUGACGAGGAUGUUAGCGAACCAACCCCUGAGCGUUCCGGCGUACCAGCCCAGCAAGCAUCAUCCUACAUGACCACCAGAAGUGGACGAAUAAGCAAACCGCCAAAUCGAAUGGACUUGUGA